CUGUGACUUCGACUGUAUCAGUGCCAGUGUAUUAACUCUGAGUGAAAGCUGACGUCUGCUUUCAAGAAUUUCGUGCACCUUGCUGCUUGACAUAGCAAUUCUCGUGCAUUGCGCAAAGCUCCCCCUUCUAAAUCCAAGCUCCAGCCACGAGCUAGCCGAAGCUCAAACCAAACACCAAGCUGAUCCACUAGCCCUGCUUUCAGCCACCUCCCAGCUGUUUCCCUCCCUCUUUUGCCUCCUCAACACAUCGGGCGGGCGGCUAGCCCCCACCCCCACCGCACGCUGAUGACGGAAACCCUUGGAGCAGGAACCCUGGCAGCUUACGCUGCACCUGAUCACACCGCAGGCCGCUGGACGAGAGCCUCGAGGCUCCUGUGUAGUCGUGACCGUUGCAAAACCAACGGAGAGACGAUACCUCACGAAAAUGGCGCCCAAUGCGCUAGAUCCCCUGACGACAGACUCCCUGGCAGCUCUCAAGCGCGACCGUGCGCUGCCAGGUGUCACCCCCACAGCAAUCGUUGUGGGCGCCGGGGUUGCCGGCCUGGCUGCGGCUAAGGCCCUCCAGGCAGAGUCCUUCAAAGUGGUCGUGCUCGAGUCCCGAGACAGGGUCGGGGGGCGCGUUCACACCGACUACAGCUUCGGCGUACCAGUGGAUAUGGGCGCCUCAUGGCUGCACGGCGUUGCGGACGUCAACCCCCUGUCCACGCUCGUCCGAAUCUUGCAGCUGCCGCUGUACCGGACGAGCGGGGACAAUUCGGUGCUGUUCGAUCACGACCUCGAGAGCUACCGCCUCUACGACGACGGCAAGUCGGUUGACCCCGACCUAGUUGCAGCUGUGGGGGAGGUCUUUGAAGAGAUGCUGAAAGAGACCAAAGCAAUCCGCAGCGAGCUCCCCCCCACCGAAGACAUGCCCAUGGAGCUCGCCCUCCAGUCAGCCCUAACCCGCCGCCCCGAGUUAGUGCUAACCGGGGUCGCUAACCGGGUCCUUCAGUGGUACAUCUGCCGCAUGGAGGGCUGGUUUGCGGCCGACCUGGUUAACCUGUCGUUACGAAACUGGGACCAGGAAGAUCUUCUCGAGGGGGGUCACGGGCUGAUGGUCCGCGGAUACGCUCCGGUGGUUGGCGCGCUCGCCAGCGAUCUGGACGUGCGCCUGCGCCACAGAGUCAGCCACAUCCGUCACGGCACUUCGGGCGUCCAAGUCACAUGCGAAAACGGCGCGGUGUUCCGGGCAGACGCGCUAGUCAUGGCGGCGCCGCUGGGCGUGCUCAAAACCGGAACCAUUCAGUUUACGCCCAAGCUGCCCGAGUGGAAGCAGUCCGCGAUCGACGGUCUGGGAGUGGGCCAUGAGAACAAGGUCGCCUUCCUCUUUGAGUACUCGUUCUGGCCCAACGUCGACUUUCUGGGCGCUGUUGACGACACCUCCUACGGCUGCAGCUACUUCCUGAACCUGCAUAAGGCGACGGGGAACCCCGUGCUCGUAUAUAUGCCGGCGGGCAGCCUAUCGACCGACCUGGACAAGAUGGCGGACGAUGACGUCAUCGAGUUUGCGUUGAAAGAGCUGCGGAGCAUCCUGCCGCACGCGGCCGCAGUCAAGCCGCUGAAAGCCAUUUUGAGCCACUGGGGCAAAGACCCCAACACCCUGGGCGCCUACUCAUACGAGAUCGUCGGCUCUAACAUGGAGAUUUACGACCGCCUGGCGAAGUCCACCGGGCGCCUUUUCUUUGCGGGCGAGGCCACCAGUCGGUCUUUCCCGGGCACUGUCCACGGGGCAUAUGCCUCGGGAACUAGAGCGGCCGGAGAAAUCACCCGGGCGUAUGUGGAGAAGCUGGAGCACUGCACGGGAGUGGUCGGGGGGGAGGCCGGGGAAGGGGCGGAGGAGGUUGAGCUUUUGCCGCUGCAGAUCUCAAGGCUGUAAUCAGUCUCGUGAUGUCUCUUCGUAUCGACUUUAGUGGUUGUAUAGUCUCGCAACCUCUUUUCCUAGGCGGUUGUUGAAGGAUGGUAUAUCCGGUCAUAGAUCGCUCACAGUGUCGUGCACGUGGUGCCUAGCGGGUAGGCCAGUUAUUUGCGAGUAUUAGAAGCGUGACAGGAAGUCAAGGGUAAGUUCAAGGUGUGUCCAGUCACUUAAAAGUUUUACAGGUUUAAGCGUGAUGGGAAGUCAAGGGCACCCAUCCGAAUAGAGACGCUUAGCGACAGUUUGGUAGACAAGGAAAGGAGACGCCCGAACGACGCCUGACCCCUGGAAGCAGACCGCCAUUUGUCACUGACGGAGUGGAUACGCGUGCCAGUGGCUUGAGUCCUACGUGGUCGCAAUCGUUUCAUGUGGGCGCUGCAUCUCUUGCUACGCACUAGUGAAACAUGCCCAUGUGCUCGCGCUGCAGCGGUGCCGGCUAUCCAUCAUAGUCAGCCGGCCGUCGUUAAUUGAUGCAACCUUCUCUAUUUUGGGGGGCGGCCGGCCCAUGUUCUGCAC
Klebsormidium nitens is the source of this 2467-nucleotide messenger RNA. Lineage: Eukaryota; Viridiplantae; Streptophyta; Klebsormidiophyceae; Klebsormidiales; Klebsormidiaceae. The record is from the annotation of a GenBank genome assembly.